Messenger RNA from Ceratosolen solmsi marchali, 1863 nucleotides. RefSeq names its product potassium/sodium hyperpolarization-activated cyclic nucleotide-gated channel 1. Gene Ontology annotation, biological process: regulation of membrane depolarization; potassium ion transmembrane transport; sodium ion transmembrane transport. Bases 1 to 1668 code for a protein of 555 amino acids. NCBI's taxonomy places the organism in Eukaryota, Metazoa, Arthropoda, Insecta, Hymenoptera, Agaonidae. Gene Ontology annotation, molecular function: voltage-gated potassium channel activity. The transcript is spliced from 8 exons. Gene Ontology annotation, cellular component: HCN channel complex. The record is from RefSeq and is a predicted model, not a curated record.
AUGUUUAUAAGAAACACUCACCACUGCGAACUUAUUAAAACAUCUGAUCUAGCUGAAUCUUCAAAUAAAUAUUGUUACUCUACAUUUUCAAAUUUGUUCUGGUCAUGGACAACUAUUAAUGAAAAUCAUCCUAAAUGUCGGCAAUAUUUAAUUAGUUUAGCUACUAUAAAUAAAGAAAGAAAGCGACAUUUUUCAAAUAAUCAUUGGUGGAUUAUUCAUCCUUUUAGUAAAAUUAGAUUCUUUUGGAACAAUAUAAUGAUGGUUGUAUUUUUUACUGCAUUUUUCGUAAUUCCAUUUUCAUUAUGUUUCAUUAUAUUAGAAUAUAGAACUGUCAAAUUAUCAAAUAUAAAUCCUUUUAUUUACAUAAUUUGUUGGAUUGAUAUAAUUAGUAAUUGUAUCACAGGAUUUUUUGAUAAACAAAAGAGAGAAGUGAUUUUAAAUCAAGGAACUAUUUUAGUGAAUUAUUUGAAAGGUUAUUUGCUGAUCGAUAUUUUGACAUCGUUGCCUUAUAACUAUCUUACAUAUCCAUGGAAAAAAAUUGCUGAAACCGACGAUGAAUACAUUAUUACUACAUUGAUUAAUUUUAUACCUGUUUUAAAACUUAGUCGUUAUUUAACAUUCAGAUCUUUUAUAAAGCAAACUUUUUUGUAUUUCAAUUGUGAAGAUAUAUCUUGUCAAAUGUUCUUAACUUCACUUUUUUGUCUUUACAUUUUACAUUGGUUCACUUGCUUUUGUAAUUAUACACUUUUGGUCAAUGUAUUCACUGAAAAAGCAUCUACAAACGAAAGUUACAUAAAGUCAAUUGAAAUUGAAGAAAUUAUUGAAAGAUAUCAGUGUGCUCUUUUUAUUGUUCUUGAAAAUUUUACGGCUACUGGUUACGGUUCAAUUGAACCACAAAGUGAAGCUGAUAUUGUAGUUUGCACUUCUCUUAUGAUUCUUGGUAGAUUAGUUGAAAGCUACAUAAUAAUUAUAUUAUUACAAACAGUAGCCGAUAGACAAUUUGCUAAAUCAAAAUACGAACAGAUUGUGAAUCAACUUUUGGCUUACGCUAGAGAAAAACAACUUCCUGCUUAUAUGAAGAAAAGACUUUCGGCUUAUUACAGUUACUAUUUUAGAAAUAGUUAUUUUCAAGAGCAUAAAAUUUUGUCAAGUUUAUCUGAUGCUUUACGAAAAGAAGUCGUAUUACAUUCUUGUAGACGCCUUGUUGAGAAUGUGAAGAUUUUCCAAAAUUUACCAAAUUCAGUUUUAAUACAGAUAGUUAUUAAUUUAAAAUCUGAAUUGUAUUUAGAAAACGAUGUAAUUAUAAAAGCUGGUAUUCAAGGAGAUUGCAUGUACUUUUUAUCUAGUGGCACUGUAAUUGUAUUAACACCAACCGGAAAGGAGGUUUGCUGUCUGAAAGAUGGCGCAUACUUUGGUGAAGUAGCACUUUUGGUGCAGAAUCAGCGACGAGUUGCAACUGUCAUCGCACUUGAUAUCUGCGAAGUUUAUAGACUAGAUAGAAAAGAUUUUCGGAAGUGCAUAGCUGUUCAUAGUGAUUUGUUUGCGAAAAUUGAAAGAUUGGCUACCGAAAGAAUGCAACAGACCGGUAUGAUCGAGGAAGAGAAUAAGCAAAUUAUCUUGCAUUCCUCUUUAUUGAAUAAUCCACAAAGAACUGAAGACGCAGAAUGAGUGUUACAUUUUAAUUAUAUUAUAUGAAAGAAAUAAUACAUAGAUUUUUUUAUUUAUAUUUAAUUGUGUAUUUAAGGACCUUAAAUAAUAUUAUUGUCCAUACAAUAUAUGCUUACAAUGGCAUUCAUUCACAUUUGCCUAUGCUUCUUCGAAGAAUCAUAUAUUAAUCCUUAUUCUAAAAUACUAAAAAUUACA